This is a messenger RNA of Colletotrichum chrysophilum, 1545 nucleotides long. RefSeq lists its product as uncharacterized. Gene Ontology annotation, molecular function: ATP binding; tRNA binding; phenylalanine-tRNA ligase activity. Gene Ontology annotation, biological process: phenylalanyl-tRNA aminoacylation. The record is from RefSeq and is a predicted model, not a curated record. Lineage: Eukaryota; Fungi; Ascomycota; Sordariomycetes; Glomerellales; Glomerellaceae. Gene Ontology annotation, cellular component: cytosol; cytoplasm; phenylalanine-tRNA ligase complex. Bases 1 to 1545 code for a protein of 514 amino acids. The transcript is spliced from 3 exons.
AUGGCGACAGCAAGCAACAGUCCCUCUGGGGACCUCACAUCCCAGAUUCUUCUCGCUCUGUCCGUGAAGGAACCUGUCCUGUCCGCCGAGUACUUCCCGGAGUUCCAGUUCGCCGACCUGAAGGCGGCUCUCGACCGACUUGCCAGCCGUUCCAUGGUAAAGUACGAGUCAAUUGAGCGCGAAGAAGCAGUUCUCGAGGUCGAGGGCAAGCAGAUUGCCGAACAUGGCAGUCAUGAGGCUCGUGUCUUCGAGGCGGUGCGCAAAGCUCUGGAGGGUCUGACGAUCCAGGAGCUUGAGGCUGCUAUUGGCGACAAGAAUGUCACCAAGUUGGGUCAGGGCAAGGCCUUUAAGAACAAGUGGGUGAAGAAGGAGGCUACUGGAAAGCUUGUUGCGACUACUGAGUCGAUCCAAGACGAGACCCAGGCCCAACUCAAGGAGAUCCAGGAGAAGCACACCCAUGACUCGAAGGUCAUCACGGAUUUGAAGAAGCGCAAGCUCAUCAAGACCCAAAAGGUCAUUACUUUCAAGAUCCAGAAGGGACCGGAGUUCGCUCUCGAGAUCAAGAGGGAGGAGACGGACCUUACGGCCGACAUGAUUGCCUCUGGCUCGUGGAAGACUGCCAACUUCAAGCCCUACAACUUCAAGGCCCUCGGUGCCGAUCAAAAUGCUGGUGCCCUUCACCCUCUGAACAAGGUCCGCCACGAGUUCAGACAAAUCUUCUUUGAGAUGGGAUUCGAGGAGAUGCCCACCAGCAAGUUCGUCGAGUCUGGCUUCUGGAACUUCGACGCUCUCUUCGUCCCCCAACAACAUCCCGCAAGAGAUCUUCAGGACACCUUCUAUAUUUCCGACCCCAAGAUUGCGGACAAGCCCGGCCCUGAGUCUGCGGACGACAAGAAGGACUACGAGACGUACUGGGAGAAUGUUAAGCAGGUGCACCAAGAUGGAAAGUUCGGCUCGAUCGGAUACCGCUAUCCCUGGGCUGCCGAUGAGGCUCAGAGAUUGGUUCUCCGUACUCACACGACCGCCAUCUCUACGGCUGUACUUCACCAGCUGGCUGCCAAGAAGGGACCUGAUGGCAGGCCUCCUCCGGCCCGCUACUUCUCCAUUGACAGAGUCUUCCGUAACGAGAGCGUGGAUGCCACACAUUUGGCCGAGUUCCACCAGGUUGAGGGUGUUAUCGCUGACUACGGCCUGACUCUGGGUGGUCUGAUGGAGUUCAUGGAGAUCUUCUUCAACAAGAUGGGCAUCACUGACAUCAAGUUCAAGCCUGCCUACAACCCUUACACAGAGCCCAGCAUGGAGAUUUUCUCCUUCCACAAGGGCUUGAACAAGCUCGUCGAGAUUGGUAACAGCGGUAUGUUCAGACCAGAGAUGCUGGAGGCGAUGGGUCUGCCCAAGGACAUGAGAGUAUAUGGCUGGGGACUCUCUCUGGAGAGACCGACAAUGAUCAAAUACGGCAUUUCAAACAUUCGUGAGCUGCUUGGCCACAAGGUGGAUUUGAACUUCAUCGAGAGGAACCCGGCGGUGAGAUUAGAGAAGAACUAG